Leptidea sinapis is the source of this 3398-nucleotide messenger RNA. RefSeq names its product ubiA prenyltransferase domain-containing protein 1 homolog (gene heix). Gene Ontology annotation, molecular function: prenyltransferase activity. The transcript has a single exon. Bases 225 to 1226 code for a protein of 333 amino acids. The record is from RefSeq and is a predicted model, not a curated record. NCBI's taxonomy places the organism in Eukaryota, Metazoa, Arthropoda, Insecta, Lepidoptera, Pieridae. Gene Ontology annotation, cellular component: Golgi membrane; endoplasmic reticulum. Gene Ontology annotation, biological process: menaquinone biosynthetic process; vitamin K biosynthetic process.
ACGUCGCACGUCACACGUCAGUCAUGUGUUAAACGUAGACGAGAGAAAUUCGUUCUAUUUUGCAUUUUCUAAAAAAUAUUAGUUUUAUAUUAUCGUUUAUUUAAAAAUUGUACCUUUUUGUUAAUAAAUCGCUGCGUGAAUUGACUCUUAACAUGAAGCUCAGUUGUAAAGCCUAGACCAAUAUUUUUAUAAGGAACUGGAAACGUAGCCAAAAUAUUCGUGACAUGGAAACGGUAAAGAAAUCUAACGAUGUUGCUGACGGGUCUGCUGAAGGAAACCUUUUACAACCUCCGCAAGAAAGUAUGUUACACCCACGUAAUCCUUUAAUGAAAGUACGCACAUACGUAUUGGCUCUGCGACCAUGGUCUCUUAGUGGGAGCUUACUGCCGACUAUGCUGGGAGCUGCACUAGCGUAUCGUUUGCCUGGAGAUAACGGCUUCAGCUGGGUAACUUUGAUGUUAACCUUAUGCACGAUCAUACCCGUACAUGGUGCUGGCAAUGUUGUUAAUACAUAUUUUGACUUUGUUAAAGGAAUAGACAAUCGCAAAUCCGACGAUCGGACUUUAGUUGAUCACCUAUUGAGUAUAGACGAAGUUGUAUCACUUGGAGCAAUACUCUACAUGUCUGGAUGUGUAUUUUUUGUGUUAUUAGUUAUUGUGUCACCAGCUCAAAUGGAACAUUUAGCCUUAGUGUACUUUGGAGGACUCUCCUCGUCUUUUUUGUAUACAGGGGGUAUAGGUUUAAAGUAUAUAGCUUUAGGUGACAUUAUUUAUUUAGUGAUAUUUGGACCAGUGUCAGUAGUGUUUGCAUUUUUGGCUCAGACUGGAAGAGUGGUUUGGCCUAUAUUUUGUUAUGCGAUCCCUCUGGCUUUGAAUACAGAGGCUAUAUUACAUAGUAAUAAUACUAGAGACUUAGAAGCUGAUAGUAAAGCAGAAAUUGUUACAUUAGCAAUAUUAAUUGGGAAAACAGCAUCACAUCUACUUUAUGCAUUUUUAUUGUUUACACCAUAUAUUGUGUUUGUAGUUGCUUCAGUGAGAUGCUCACUUUGGUUUCUACUUCCUUUGCUAACAUUACAUCAGGCAUUUGAAAUUGAAAGAAGGUUUAGACGUCCUGAGACUAUGCAGUAUGUUCCCAGACAAACAGCAAGGCUGAAUUUUUAUUUUGGAAUGUUAUACGUUAUAGCAUGUUUAUUUGCAUCUAGACUACCGUUUCUUAUUAGAGAAUAAAUUUAUAUCUUUACAAAAUUUCUGUUUAAUGAUGUUUUUGUACUUAUUAUGAGUUGUACCAGUGUUUAAAUUAGCAUAAUUUAUUAUAUAUUAUAUAACAAAACAUAUUUUUGUGCCAAAAUAGUUGUUUUGCUUGGUAGAUUAUUUUGAAAAAAAAAAAAUAUUUCAUCUAUGUUUAUGACACAUACAUAUAAAGCUCUUGUUAAUUUUGUUUGUUGUGAAUGUUGUACAAAUUGAAUUGGCAGAUGUUAGUUAUAGUUUAUUUAUAUCAUAAUCAUCACUAACCGCUAGAGAUCUACUGCUGGACAAAGGCCUACCCCAAAGAUUUCCACAACAAUUGGUCCUGUGCUGCCCUCUCCCAAUGUAUUCUGGCGAUCUUUAAAAGGAUUGUCGGUCCAUCUUGUGAGGGGUCUGGCCUACCACCACUGCAUCUUCCGGUUCACUGCCCCAACGGCUAAUUGUAUGUUUAUUUAUGUGCUUAAGUUAUUUUUUUUUAUAUUAUUGUCAUGCAUUUACAUUACAACCAUAUUUACAAUUUCAAACUGAGUAAAAUAAAGGAAUGUUAAAUUUAAGUUUAAAAUAUUAUAUUACCUAUGAUUGUGUAUAUAUUUUAAUCACUAAAAAAAAUAUACUGCUUAAGGACCAAAAAAAAUCCAGUAAACGAUAAAUCUAAUCAACAAUUCAUAUUCAUGUUGUACUUACUUUAAAGCUAAACUUUAAAGGUAGUAAGUAGUAAUAUCCAUUCAUGUAUUUGAAACUUGAAUAAUCUUGAACAAAACAAUAUGUAAGUAUGAAGCUACAAAAAAUAUUUCAAAUUUUAAAAUAUUAUUUCCCUGUUUCUUUGACUUGAUGUCAGCGAAGGUCAGGGACGUCAAUUCAAAUGUAAAACAGGAUCUAACAAAAUUUUGUGUAGUAGUCAUUGAUUGAUAAUAUCUACAUUUGGUAUAGAUUGAUACACAAUCUCCUACAUAAUAUAUCCUUAAUGAAACUACGUCUUGCUGUUAGACAACCGAUUAAAACAGCCAAGAAUAUUAUUUUAGUCUGUGUGACAAGCUAUGUCUUACACUCGUAUUUUGUAUGACACUUUGUGUUAGUGUGUGUGAAUUGCUCAAAAUAGAGGUUAGUUCUACGGUCUAUUUUUUUCAAUGUCUUCACAGCUGUCAUAGUCUAUUGAGACAUACCUAUAAAUGAUCUAUGGUCUUAUGGUAGUAAGAAAGGCAUUUACAAACUUGAAUAAAUCAUGGUAAAAGUUACUUGACUAACUUUUAACAAUUAUUUGUAUCAAUACUUGUUAUUUUCUAGUGCCUUAUACUGGGUAAAAUGUAUCCUGAAUUGUUUUAAAUUAUAAUAUAUAUACACAAAUAAAAUUCGGAAAACAAAAUUUUAUGAAUGAUGCGGGAUUCGAACCCACGACCUCUGGCGUUCCGUCCCGGUGCUCUAACCAACUGAGCUAACCGUUUGAGUACCGCCUCAUUACAAAAUUUGUGUAUUAAUCCUAGAAGUGAGGGUUAUCACUUUAAAAACAUAACAAAUUAUAAAAUAUAUAAUUAUACAACAUGAUUUCUAAUAGCAUUUCUGUACAAUAAGAUUUACUAUGCUCAUUUUUCAAGUAUAAAUCAGACUAUAAUAUAGCUAAUAAAAAUAUUAAAUUUAAGUUGGAAGUCUCAUAAUUUUAACAUAAAAACUUUACUGCUGUAGCAUGAUAGCUAUUAAUUUCUUGAAAUAAUACAUUAUUAUAUAUACUUUCAAUGUUAUCAUAAUAUAGUGAGGUCAAACAAGGUGUUGUUGCAAUUUUAUGUUUUAAAAACAUUUUCUAUGUUGUGUAUUAAAUGAACAUUGCAUUAAUUGAAAUGUGUUUGUGUGUUUGUAAUUUAUUAUGUUUAAUAUUAUUAUUAUAUAACAUGCAUAUGGUUUGACCAGUCAUUGGUUAUGACUGGGUUUCAUAGUAUGUAUUUUUAAAUGGUACAUACACAAUAUUGUCAAAGUGGUAUAUUCUAUGUACCACCUUUGAAUUGGAAGAGGGAUAGAAGUUUCUAAUGAUAAUGUCUGUGUAAGAUGGAAUUCAUUAUUUUGCAAAUAGUAUUCUUAAUGCUGAAGUGUCUGACUAUCCCAAAUGUCAACAUGGUUAGAUAUAAAAUAUGGGCUUAAUUAAAAAUGGAUCGGUGGUUAAAA